Messenger RNA from Branchiostoma belcheri (Belcher's lancelet), 1574 nucleotides. RefSeq names its product carcinoembryonic antigen-related cell adhesion molecule 5-like. The transcript has 5 exons. The coding region runs from base 106 to 867 and encodes 253 amino acids. The record is from RefSeq and is a predicted model, not a curated record. Lineage: Eukaryota; Metazoa; Chordata; Leptocardii; Amphioxiformes; Branchiostomatidae.
CCCGAAACACGGAAGUAACUAACGGAAACCCUCCGUUUUGGGCACUCACUAAACGACUGUUAAACAGAUUUGUUUACUUGGCUUUGAGAUGCAACAAGCUGUAAGAUGAUAAUGAGGUGCAUCUACUACGUCUCAGUCAUUCUUGCUUUGACCAUUCGAGCCCAAGGACAAGUUGAACAAGGGGCUCGGAUCGGCGACGAUGUUACCCUCACUUGUACCGGGGUGACUUACGAUGGGCUGAGCCAAUCUUGGAGCAAAGACUCCACCACACUUGUCGCCAUCCAGACUCCUCUGGGGGGCACCACGCCUUCUCCGCCAUUUUACUACGACAGUGACAUCGCCACUGCGGGCCUGGCAAACAGGUUCAUGGCUAGCGGCGAUCUGACGACUGUGACAAUCACAGAUGUGACGGAGGGAGACGACGGAGCGUACCAAUGUGCCUCAGGAAGUUCCUCGUAUACUGUGCAGUUGAUUUCAUACAAGCUACUUUCAGUAGCGGUACAGCCUGAAAGUCCUGUUACUGGAUACGUUGGAGAUACAGUUGACUUCACCUGUACAGCAGACAGCAAACCUGCGGCCAGCUUCAACUGGACAAAACAAGGGGACAGCAACUUCAUGACAACUGGAGCCACCCUGCGGCUCAACGAUUUGAAAACAAACAACACCGGGACCUACGUGUGUACAGCCUACCACCAAUACGCCAGUGAAACCGCCUCUGUACAACUGAAUGUGAGCCCAGCAUCCUUGAAACCGGGACUCAGUACUGGCGCAAUUGUGGGGAUCGUGAUUGGAUCGUUGGCUGGAGUAGCCCUGAUUGUUAUUCCGAUUGUGAUCGUCCUGACGAAACCAAAAAUAUGCUAUAGCUAGCUACCAGAUGCUUUAUGAGUGAACAUUGUACUUUUUUGUAAAAUUACAGCAACUGAGCUAUUAUUUGAUGCAUGUCAAAUAGAGGCCCUGAGGUCUUACGGUUUGGCUGUUUUUCUUUUCCGUGAGGUAAUUCAAUGGCUACCAAAUGAACAACUGUGUAUGUGCCAAUCAUAUUGUACAGAAUCAUUUAUUUUCUCAAUAUGUAUGAGAUUAUUUCCGAGUCCAGUUGGUAAUCAUAGUAUUAUGGACAAACUGUAUCUAUGCAUAUGUAGACCACUUGCGAGUAUAGCUUUAUCUUUGUUGCAAAUCUUGAAUAGAAGUGGCGCAUAAGUGAAAAUAUUUAAUGGUUUAAGAAACAAUUUUUUUUUAAUUGUGAUAUAACGUUAAAUGUGGAAGCCGAUGAUCAUUUAAAUUUUACUUGCUCUCCAGAGUUCUAUUGAAGAAAUCUUUAUUCCUUUCUAUACAACUGUUUCAGAUGUAGAUUUGAAUUGAUAUAUUAUUGUGAAUUGCUUGCCUGGAUAAAGUCUGCUUGAGCAUAUAUGAACUUGAUCGAGGGUGUUUUUGAGAGACUUAAUGUCGUGCCAAAAAAAUUGUUGGCAUCAUAGACAUAGAUUUAGUCAAUAGAUGGCUUACGAAAUGACGUUGCUCUAGUUUAGAAAGAUGCUAAAUCUAUGUAGUUGACAUGGCCUGUUCAUAGGAAAAUCCCA